Messenger RNA from Phragmites australis (common reed), 547 nucleotides. RefSeq lists its product as uncharacterized. The record is from RefSeq and is a predicted model, not a curated record. The transcript is spliced from 2 exons. Bases 55 to 522 code for a protein of 155 amino acids. Lineage: Eukaryota; Viridiplantae; Streptophyta; Magnoliopsida; Poales; Poaceae.
CAUGAUAGCACAAACUGCUCCAUUGCAUGGCCUGAUGUGGAGAGAAGAUGGUGCAUGCGACACUUGGGCGCGAACCUGUAUACAAGGUACCGCAGCAAGUCGCUUGUAAAGAGAUUCAAAGGGCUAUGUCUUCAGAACCAGCAGGCGAAGUUCAACGAGAUAUGGAGAGAGUUAAAUGAGACCACUCGCAAGAUGAUGGCAGACCAGCAAGCAUGGGAGGAUCAACUGCGGGCGCAAAUGGUUGGGGGCCAAACUAUCGUUAGUCGUUCACGUGGUACAUUUAGCCAGUGGAUAGCGGGGAAGCCGGCGGAGCGUUGGGCCCUUAUCCAUGACACUCAUGGUGCCAGGUACUCCAUCAUGACAACGAACAUAGCGGAGGCGUUCAACAAUGUCCUGAAGGGAGUACGGGGCCUCCCGUUGUGUGCCAUUAUUGAGCUCACAUUCUACAGAACGGCGGACUACUUUCGAGACCGUGGUAAUGCUGCUAUGAAGUGCAGCACACGGUUUUCACCUAAGGUGUAGCAAAUCAUAUCAAGAAGGAGGAGCA